Messenger RNA from Cladophialophora carrionii CBS 160.54, 1320 nucleotides. RefSeq lists its product as uncharacterized. Lineage: Eukaryota; Fungi; Ascomycota; Eurotiomycetes; Chaetothyriales; Herpotrichiellaceae. The transcript has 2 exons. The record is from RefSeq and is a predicted model, not a curated record. Gene Ontology annotation, molecular function: acyl-CoA dehydrogenase activity; flavin adenine dinucleotide binding. Bases 1 to 1320 code for a protein of 439 amino acids.
AUGGCGGCCAUUUCGACGGCACCAUAUGCAGACCCUGCAUGGCUGUCCCGCGACAUCAGCCCCCACUACAACGACAGUCAUCGUCGCCUCCAGCGCGAAGCCCGCGAGUACGUUUCCACAUGCAUAACGCCUUUCUGCGAGGAUUGGGAACGACAAGGCUCGGUACCGCGAGAUGUUAUCCUCAACCACGCCCGGUUGGGAUACACGGCCGUGGCGAUAUAUCCUCUUGCCAUCAAACAGAUCCAAGAGACGAGACAGAGGUUGCCUGGGGACAUUUUGCCAGAGGACUGGGACGGGUUCCACGACUUGAUCGUGAUCGAUGAAAUCGCCAGAUGUGGGUAUCUGGGAGUUAUAUGGGCAUUGAGCUGUGGAAACUCCAUCGGUGCACCACCACUGAUCAACUUCGGGACCGAUGAGCAGAAGUCGAGGUUCUUGCCUGAUGUGCUGUCGGGAAAAUCCCGCUUCUGCCUGGGUGUGACCGAGCCUGAUGCCGGCUCUGAUGUAGCUGGAAUCACCACCGUGGCUGAACGUCGCGGCGACAUGUACGUUGUCAAUGGCGCAAAGAAGUGGAUUACAAACGCCAUAUUUGCCGACUAUUGCACAGCUGCCGUGCGGACUGGUGGACCAGGCCGAGGAGGUGUCUCGGCGUUGAUCAUACCACUGAAAGUCCCCGGCGUGAAAUGCACGAAGCUCGAGAACUCCGGAGUCAAUGCCAGCGGGUCCACAUACAUCGAAUUCGAUGACGUCCAGGUCCCUGUUUCGAAUCUUCUGGGUGAAGAGAAUCGAGGUUUCGAUAUCAUCAUGUCGAACUUCAACCACGAGCGGCUGUGGCUGGCUUGUACAUCGCUUCGGAUGGCAAGAGUUUGCGUUGAAGAUGCGUAUCACCAUGCGCUCAGAAGAGAAACCUUUGGGAAGCCACUGAUUGCCAACCAAGUUAUUCUUGCCAAGUUUGCAAAUUUUGCCCGAGACAUUGAACCAGCGCAUGCGUAUAUGGAGUCAAUAGUGUAUUUGAUCGAGCAUGAGCGCAUUCCAAAGACUCGGAAGGGUGCUCGGCAGACGAACGUCAAUGUUGGCGGCAUGAUUGCGACCUUGAAGACGAGUGCCGGUCGGGUUCUGGAGCGGGUCAAUCGGGACGCCCAGCAAAUAAUGGGCGGGGCUGGUUAUUCAAGAAGUGGUAAAGGCGCCAGGAUUGAGCAGAUCAGUCGUGAUGUUCGGGUAAUGGUGGUCGGGGGCGGCAGCGACGAGAUAUUGAGCGAGCUUGCGGUCAAGCUCGAGACAAAAGAGUUGCACAGAUUAUCUCGGCCAGAGAGCAAGCUGUGA